Molecule: messenger RNA, 895 nt
Organism: Impatiens glandulifera
Lineage: Eukaryota; Viridiplantae; Streptophyta; Magnoliopsida; Ericales; Balsaminaceae
Product: RING-H2 finger protein ATL52-like
Exons: 1
Coding region: 47-895 (282 amino acids)
Biological process (GO): protein ubiquitination
Molecular function (GO): transferase activity
Source: RefSeq, a predicted model, not a curated record
UUAAAGCUCUCUCUCUCUCACACACACACACAGUAAUAGGUGAUCCAUGGCUAAUCCAAACAGGACACCAAACAAUAACUUCUUCCCAGAUUGUUCUCAACCCAUUUGCACCGCCUACUGUCCACAAUGGUGCUACUUCAUCUUCCCUCCCCCGCCGCCGUCUUCCGGCGCCGACGACACCACCAAUUUCUCACCACUAGUAGUCGCCGUCAUCGGAAUCUUAACCGGCGCUUUCCUCCUCAUAACCUAUUACACAAUCAUCUCCAAAUACUGUAAACAAACCAGAACAAGAACAAGAUCAAACGACCCAGAUUCAAUUCAACAACCCAAUCAAAACCCAGAACAAGAUUUCAUUCAAUCUGGGCUUGACGAAUCAACCAUAAAAUCAAUCAGGGUUUGUAAAUAUGGAGAUGGGUUUAUUGAAGGAACAGAAUGUGCUGUUUGUUUGAGUGAAUUUGAAGAUAAUGAAAAUUUAAGGGUUUUACCUAAAUGUAGUCAUGCUUUUCAUCUUCAUUGUAUUGAUGUUUGGUUGAAAUCACAUUCGAAUUGUCCUCUUUGUCGUGCUAAUGUUGUUUCUGUUAUGAACCCUGUUGUUGAAUUGGAAUUGGAACAGAACAGGAUGGAUUCUUCUGGAAAUGAUUUGAUUUUGGGUUUGGAUCAUGAGAGAUCGAUUGUGAAUGAUAGAAAUGGAAUUAGGAGAUCGGUUUCGAUGGGAUCAUUGGUUUUGUUUCAUGGGUUUAUGAAUUAUGAUGAGGAAAUGGGAAUGCGGAUUCAAGAAGAACAGAGCAAUGAUAAUGGUGGGGAAUCCGGUGCCGGCGCCGGCGCCGUGAUAAGGAGAACGGUUUCGACGGGGAGAUUUAUGUUGUCAAGACAUGAGAAGAGACCACAUGUUUAG